Molecule: messenger RNA, 1053 nt
Organism: Fusarium subglutinans
Lineage: Eukaryota; Fungi; Ascomycota; Sordariomycetes; Hypocreales; Nectriaceae
Product: d-amino-acid oxidase
Exons: 5
Coding region: 1-1053 (350 amino acids)
Molecular function (GO): FAD binding; D-amino-acid oxidase activity
Source: RefSeq, a predicted model, not a curated record
AUGGCGUCUGAUAGCAUUGUCAUCGUCGGGGCGGGAAUCAUUGGCCUCGACGUCGCUCUCGUUCUCUCCCAGCAAGGUUACGGAAAAAACAUCACAGUCAUAGCCGAAUACCUCCCCGGCGAUACUUCGCCAUCAUACACGUCUCCCUGGGCCGGUUGCAACUUUUCCGCCAUUUCUGGCACGGAUGCCAAUGCGAUAAAAUGGGAUCGCCACGGCUACGCGCACUUGAAGAAGCUAGCCGCAAAAGACUCUGUCAAGUCUUUCGUUAAGAGGACACCGUCAAUUGAGUUCUGGGACGAUAACGUCCCCCAUGAUAAGAUCAAGGCCAUGGCCGACUAUCUCGAUGAUUUUCGAGCCUUAUCUACCCAAGAGCUUCCUGAAGGCGUCAAGUUUGGCUGCGCGUUCACAACUUUGACUGUCAACGCGCCAGCGCACUGCCUGUAUCUGUAUAACAGACUAAGAGAAGAGUUCGGCGUGCGGUUCAUCCGACGAAAGCUCGGAAGCAUUCAUGAGGCGUAUAAUAAUCCGGCUACGAAGGUCGUUUUUAACUGCACAGGUAACGCAGCAAAGACACUAGCAGGCGUACAAGACGAAAAGUGCUAUCCAACUCGUGGCCAAGUUCUCCUCGUGAGAGCAUCUCAUGUCAGCACUAACGUCAUGCGCCACGGCAAGGACUAUGAAACAUAUGUCAUUCCGAGACCUGGAUCAAAUGGAAAUGUCAUUUUGGGAGGAUAUAUGCAGAAGGGCAACGAUGAUAGCGCAACAUAUUCGUCCGAGAGCGACUCCAUUCUCCAGAGAACAACAGAGCUAAGCAAAGAGCUGCAGCAGAAGGAACCCGAGGUUUUGGCUGCAUUUGCAGGCAUGCGACCAUCUCGCGAAGGCGGUGCAAGGAUCGAACGCGAUGAGAUCCCCGUCAAUGGGCAGAGACGUGUGAUUGUGCAUAAUUACGGUGCUGGUGGCACUGGCUUUCAAGCUGGCUAUGGUAUGGCAUUGGAUGCCGUCAAGAGCAUCGAGGAUAUUCUGAGCACCCUUCCCACCAAGUCACUAUUGUAA